GUCACUGCACAGUAGUGUCUCCAGAAGCUGCCUUCUUCGAUACCAAUUUUCUUACAAUUGUAGUUUCUUCAAUUCUCUCGUCGAAAAUGGCUUCUUUGAGUCUCCUUUCUCAAUCCGAACACGUUCUCUUUGUGCCUGGAUUCGCCCUUUUGCGUUUAUGCGUCAGAUUCCAGUGCCCUUCUUGGAGCGAGUUUAAGAGGAUUUCAACAAGAGAUAUGGUGGUGGAAAGGAAUGGCUACCACUACUUAACCCAACAGCUUGAACAAAGAAUUUGGGGGCACAUGCAGUACUGUGUGGAUCUUCCUGAGGAGAUCAGCAAACUUGCCAAGGUUAAGGCUCAAGUGACCGAUGUGAAAUGUGUUAUUAUGGAGAACAUUGAGAAGGGUCUUGACUGCAGUGAAAAAAUUGAGCUUCUAGUGGACAAAAUCCGAGAACCUUUGUUGACAAGCACAAGAUUUCAGAGGGUCAGGAACGAAAAUGACAAGAAAGAUGUGGUUUCAGAACAUGAGGAUUAAGGUCAGAGUCCUUGGUAAAUCUUCUAGUAUCAUCUUCGUCCUCUCGGUUUGUCAUGGCUUCAAGUGUGCUUAAUAAUUUGAAAGAAGAAGAAGAAGAUUACGUUGUGGAAUUAUACCAAGCUGAUGGGAACUCUGCCCGAGGUAUCAGGUAUAUGCCCUUCUUUUUUUGUUCUGUUUUCGCGGUCUCUUUUUUUAGUUUUUAUAGAUUUUUCAUUUGAUUAGGGAUAAUGAAAUAUGAUCCUUUAG
This is a messenger RNA of Arabidopsis arenosa, 761 nucleotides long. The record is from the annotation of a GenBank genome assembly. NCBI's taxonomy places the organism in Eukaryota, Viridiplantae, Streptophyta, Magnoliopsida, Brassicales, Brassicaceae.